Messenger RNA from Anopheles stephensi (Asian malaria mosquito), 5135 nucleotides. RefSeq names its product band 7 protein AGAP004871. Bases 996 to 1943 code for a protein of 315 amino acids. The record is from RefSeq and is a predicted model, not a curated record. Lineage: Eukaryota; Metazoa; Arthropoda; Insecta; Diptera; Culicidae. The transcript is spliced from 6 exons. Gene Ontology annotation, cellular component: plasma membrane.
GUAGAAAGCUCGUCGGACACGGCGAUACACACACACACACCAGCCAGGAGUAGACGAUUGUUUUUCCAGCCACGAUUGUAAUGGAUGAGCACGGGCGGAAAACUGGCUUGGUAGUCGAGCACCUUCAAAGCGAGCGUCGGUGGGUGACAAGCGUUAGUCGACGUCGGUACGUCGUUUUUGCGUGUAGGACAGGUGGACUUUUCCGCACAUGAAUAUUGUAUGUCUGACACUUUUCGAAACCGUGUUUCGGGUUUUGCGUGACGCUUUGGGAAGUAGCUGAACGGUGCACUUUGUUUGGGAGAUUCGUAAUCUGUGUAUAGUUAUAGGAAAAUGUGCGAAACAGUGUAGGGAAGUCUGGCAAGUGAAGUCGAUGGAGGCGCCUGGUGCUUGAUGAGCGAUUUGAAGAGAUACAGUGGUUCGUACGCGCGUAAACGAAUCUUGGUCUUGGUGCUUUUAAUUGUAACAGUGAAUGCAGUGUGAUUCUUCGAACUUUCCACUCGAAUGUCUGAGAAACUCCGCACGAGGGAAGUAAAAGCUAAUCGCCUGUCGAUUGCGCCACCUUCAUCACAAUCCUACACAUAAGUGUGUGGAUACUCGUGUGUGUGCGUGUUUAUCAGUUUCCAGCUCAUUAGUUUCGUGGAAAAACGGGAGAAAUGUCACGGAACUAGUGGAACCAACCAUCCCGUUUCGGUGAUUAUCUGGCAGCGUGAGAUAGUGGAGUCGAGUGUUAAGGUGUAAUUUGUCACAUGGGAGUUUCGCCCUUCGCCCUGCACGGCACGGCAACCAUAAUUCGGAGUAGCGUUGACAGUUUUGCGGUUGCUCUGUGAGGUGUGAAUACAGUACACGGGGCGUUCCGUGGUUGUUUAACCUCACGCACAUCGUUACUUUCGUCGGUGCAGCAGAGAUUCUGGUGCGACCUGGUGUGUGACCGAUCUGACUUGCUGUGGUUAGUGGUGCAUGCUGGUUCGGACCGCGUGCAAAAGGCGACCUACUGAAUGGCACCGACUAUUAAUCCAGCGGCGCAUCCCAUCAAAAUGUUGCACUUUGGCAAUAACAACAAUUCCCGAGCUAGCUCGAUGCGGCGUCCGGAUACUACCGCGUCAGGGUCGUCCAUGUACUCGGCAGCCGAGGAUGACACGAACGGCGAAGCAUCGACCUGUGGCCGUAUCCUGAUAUUUCUAUCCUGGGUGCUCGUCGUCCUGACAAUGCCGUUCAGCCUGCUCGUCUGCUUCAAGGUGGUGCAGGAAUACGAACGAGCCGUAAUAUUCCGAUUAGGUCGGCUGAUGCAAGGAGGCGCCAAAGGACCAGGUAUCUUCUUCAUACUGCCAUGCAUCGAUGCAUACGCGCGUGUUGAUCUGCGAACGCGAACGUACGAUGUACCACCGCAAGAGGUUUUGACGAAGGACAGCGUCACCGUGUCGGUAGAUGCCGUGGUGUACUAUCGUGUGUCGAACGCCACCGUUUCGAUUGCGAAUGUCGAGAACGCGCAUCACUCGACCCGCCUGCUGGCCCAGACCACGCUUCGCAACACGAUGGGUACCCGGCAUCUGCACGAAAUUCUCAGCGAGCGAAUGACAAUCUCGGGCAGCAUGCAGCUUUCGCUGGACGAAGCGACCGAAGCCUGGGGCAUCAAGGUGGAGCGCGUCGAGAUCAAGGACGUGCGUCUUCCGGUACAGCUGCAGCGUGCGAUGGCGGCUGAAGCUGAGGCCGCCCGAGAGGCUCGUGCCAAGGUGAUUGCGGCCGAGGGUGAGCAGAAGGCUUCGCGGGCACUGCGGGAAGCGUCGGAGGUGAUCGGUGACUCACCAGCCGCUCUGCAGCUACGCUACCUCCAAACGCUGAACACCAUCUCGGCGGAGAAGAACUCGACCAUCGUAUUUCCGCUGCCGAUCGAUAUACUGACGUACUUCAUGAAGUCGAAGGAGGCGUUCGUACCGAACGCGUAAGCCCGUAUGCCGCUGGGCAUUCGAACUCCCUUCUGCCUUUGCCAGCGUUCUGUCACAUCCAUUCACUCUUCAGCAUUGUUGUCGCAUUGUUGCAGCCUCGUGCUUCUUUUGGCCGGUGCGUUACAUUUGAAUCAAUCGCAUCCACAACCUGUACGCGACCGCUGACAAUAGUCCGUGUUUACAGAGAGGAUGCUGUGAGCUUUUUCAACCACUUCUCUAUCACCAACCAUGAAUGGCUUGUGUUAUUGAUUCUUUUUGAUAGGACAUAUAACGCUUGGCACCAUGUUUAUGCGGUAUCUUGGCAUCAUGUCUAUGCGGAGAUUUACUUACACCAGUCACGGUCCUGUUUUUCUUUAAAAAAACGCCAUCAACAAAAUUGCAGAUGAUUUGCAGGACAAAAGAGCAGGGAAAUCGUAUCUCAAAAUGAAGCAAAAAAUCAAAACACCCGUACAAACAUCCAUUGCGUAGGACCAAACAAUAGGCAAAAGCCAGCGUAAGCGCCAUCAGAGCGACGACCAUGAGAGCGUAAUGGGGCAACAGCAGGAAAAUCCCCAUUGCGGAAACUGUCGGCGGAAAUGGCGAAACGAAUCGGACAUCACGAUAAAACAAAGCCGAAAACCCCAUAACCCAAUUGUAAAGUUGAAUGAAAUAACUGCGCCAAGAAUCGCCAAUCGCAAUCAUAGGGACACAACAGUCAAACGGAAUCACACAGCCGAAAGGAAGACGGGGAUCAAAAUGGGAGUGGCAGAGACCUUUUCCUUGGACCCUGUUCUCGCUUCUUUCGUUCCGUUCCGACGCUGGUGAGAAAUAUUUGGGCAACGUUUUUUCCUUAUUCGCAAUCCGUCCUCAGCCAUGGACGUCCUCGGGCUCGGUCCAAGCAUGCAGGGCGUCAGUCCUUGGAGGCUUGUUAAAGUUUUUAAUAUAACUUUUGCAAAUUGUUUCCAUUUCCGUAUUCCACACCGGUCCGGACGAUGCGAAGAGUUUUGAGGGCUGAUGGGGUGUUCCUUUGCCAGCAGGAGUUCCCCGAGCGGGAAAUCGAUGGCCUCCUGGAUUUUUUUUGGAAUGUGUCUCAAACGAGUAUCGAUAAGGCGGCCGGUGGUCGUCACUCGGCAGGCACAGUGCAGUGCGUCAUUUACAAGGGUGCCGGAGCUCACCGAUGAUAUUGUCCCUCAAACUCUCGCCUUCUAGCUCUCCCUCUUCACUUCUUCUCUUCCCCCUUCUUCGCUCUUCUUGGUCGAGCGUAUCUGAAGACCCUUUUUGUUUCUGCCUAUUUCCAUGAGCUUGGAAGAGCAGAGAAAAAAAACCCGGCUCCAAUCGCAAAGCGUGGCAUGGGCGCAAGUGAAGUUGUUGGUAAAAUGGAUGAAUUUUUAAGCAUCUAUUUCCUGCUGGAAAAAGGCACGUGGAAGCUGUCCCAUUCGGUCCUGCAUAACUUUUUCAUCUAUCAUGGUGCCUGUUAUGAUGGGAUGGGGGCUAUGGAAGGGAACCAGAUAAGGGACCGCAAGGUAAAGGAUUUUUUGGGUUUGCUACGAAGAUUUUCUUCCUGUUCCGGGUCAUGGAUGUGCUCGGUCGACAUUGGGCAGUACGCUUCGGCUAAGAUAAAUUUAGAACAAAAAUUCGUUGCUACUAAAAUGAUGGAAAUGAUUGCGAUGGGUUGUUCUUGUUUUGUAUUGUUGAGUAGUGUUUCAAACAUAAACAUAAGUUAAUGUAUCCACAAACGAGUUUGAAAAUAUUUUUGAAUUUAACGUCUACUUACAAGGCUUCAAGGAAGAUCAUUUAGAUUGCUAUUAAGACUUCUAAAACAAGCAACAAUUCUUGAAAUUUUUGGAGCUCGGAACUCUUAUUUUCUUCUGUUAUGCAGUGAAAACAGCUGUCCACAAAAACAUAAAAAGAUAAGUAAAGUAUUGUUCAACGCACACAAAGUUUAGCUACAGUAGAGCAUCAUAUCAUCCAUCCUGACACACCACCACCUGAUCUACUCUGAAGUAUUCGUGAGUGAGCUGGUAAACGAUUGUCUAAUGAGUGGCGCCAAAGUCACUACUGAGUUAGCUUCUCAUAUGUAACACCUUAUUACUUAGCAACUUGGUAGAAUGUGCUUAUGUUCGCACGUAUGGAAACGAAAAUGGCAAUUCAAUUCAUUAAAUCACCCCCCAAAUGUUGGCGCUUGUUCGGAAUGAUAAGUUGUCGCAAAAACUGCAUUGAUGUAGCGCUUUUGAUGGACCUUAACCCCUACGGUUAGAUAGCAAAAAAAAAAAUGCAAUUUCAACUCAAGCUUACGAAUCUCACGAGGCAUAAAACCCGAUAAGUUCGUCUCCUUUAAUCGUGCAGUUCAUUCGGCGAAACUGCAUGCAAAAAAAAACACAAAAAACGGUGUCAAACUGUACAUGCAAAUAAUGACCAAUAAAUCAAAAUGAACAAAACUCGUUGAAAGUGAUAUAAGCUUUAAGAGAAAAAACAAAAACAAACAGACGAAAGAGUGACAGAAGCAAUGGAAAUAAAACAAAAGCUUAGAUAAUGCAAUCAUUGGUCCACCGUGUGAGUCAACCGAAGAGGAAUGAUGCAUCCAACAAAGCGAAAAUAAAGCGAAAACCAGCAAAAUAAGCAAAACGACAAAGGAAAACAAAACACAAACGAAAAAAGAAAAGAAACAUAAGACAGGAGUAUGUAGAGAAAUUAAAUAGUAACAUCGGUUGAACUAGUUUCCGUUUCACACACGAGCACAAAACAAAAACCACGAUACAAUGAGUGCACAUCAUCAAACUUGUUUUUCUUUCUAUAACAUUACAACACUGAAAACGCAAUCGUGUGAACCAUGGAAGAAAAAUCACCCCCCCUCCCCUUUUUUGUUUGCAUGUGUGUGUUACAACCAAAACCAAGGGCAACCGGACGAACAGAACAAACUGUCUCUUUUUACUUAUCAGUGUUGUCAUGUAUGUUGCCGUAUUAAACGAACCAAAGACAAAUGCUCUAUUUGACAAGCUAAGAAGUUUAAUCAAGUGAAAGGGGAGAGUACCUCUUUAAAAAUGAUAGUAUAACGAGCCACUUUACCACGUUAGUUAUUUGAUUAUAUUAAUGUUAACAAGUGCCCCACCAGGUGCACACACUUACACAAAAGGAAGCAACAGGAGAACAAAAUACAAAACAGCUCAACACAGACAACAACAGAUGCAAAAUAGAGGAAGAACAAAAAAAAAA